Rhinichthys klamathensis goyatoka is the source of this 1695-nucleotide messenger RNA. Its product is annotated as E3 ubiquitin-protein ligase TRIM35-like. Gene Ontology annotation, molecular function: protein binding; zinc ion binding. The transcript is spliced from 6 exons. The record is from RefSeq and is a predicted model, not a curated record. NCBI's taxonomy places the organism in Eukaryota, Metazoa, Chordata, Actinopteri, Cypriniformes, Leuciscidae. Bases 70 to 1488 code for a protein of 472 amino acids.
GCUGGACCAGACACACAGAGAGUGAGAGAAAGACAACUAGGACACAUUUAAUAUACUCUAGGUGGCAAAAUGGCCUGUAGACUGUCCAUUACAGAGGAGGAUUUAUACUGCCCUAUCUGCUGUGACAUCUUCAGAGAUCCAGUUCUCUUAGCCUGCUCUCACAGCAUCUGUAACGGCUGUGUGAAAACCUUCUGGAAUCGGCGAGGAACUCAAGAGUGUCCCAUCUGCAGAAUUGUGUCCUCCAAACCCAUUCCCGAUCCACCCAUAAACAUUGUGCUGAGAAACAUGUGUGAUUUGAUAAGAGAAGAAACAACUCAGGACCUUCCCGUAGAGACGACGGGGUUCUGUAGACUUCAUGGAGAACUUCUUACUUUCUUCUGCGCUGAAGAUCAAGAACUAGUUUGUGGAAAAUGCAGAAAUGCAUUACAUAAGAACCACCGCAUCCGUUCAACAACAGACGCAUCACAGGACCUCAGGUAUGAGCUCCAGCAGAAACUAAAGGCCUUUCUGGAGAAACUUGGAGUCUAUGAACGAUUUAAACAGUCCUGGGAUGAAACAGCGGAGUACAUUAAGAGGCAGAGCCAGCACACAGAGACUCAAAUUAAGGAGGCGUUUGAAAAGCUUCACCAGUUUCUAGAAAAUGAAGAAGCUGCCAGCCUGACGGCACUGAGGAGAGAAGACAAGCAGAAGAGUGAGAUCAUUAAAAAGAAGAUCGAGGAGAUUACAUCAGGGAUGUUAUCUCUCUCACAUAUUAUUGAGUCCAUCGAGGAUCAACUGAGAAGGAAUGACUUCACAUUUCUAGUGAACUACAAGACUGCAAUUGAAAGAACAAAGUGUACUCUGCGGGAUCAAACCAGACCUUCAGGAAUGCUCAUCGAUGUUGCCAAACAUGUGGGUAACAUAACCUAUGUAGUGUCAAAAAAACUACAAGCCAACAUUCGUUACACCCCAGUAACCCUUGACCCCAACACCGCCCAUCCUUAUCUGACCGUGUCGGAUGAUCUGACUACUAUAACUUACACUGAUGAGCACUUCCAACAGCUUCCAGCAAACCCGGAGAGAUUUGACGGCUACACAAGCAUUCUUGGUUCUGAGGGCUUUGACUCAGGGUCUCACUGCUGGGACAUCGAGGUGGGCGACAGCACUGCCUGGGCCGUGGGGGUGAUCACAGAGUCCGCAUACAAACUCAGACAGAACCCCUCCAAGACGGGCUUGUGGUAUGUGGGCUUCUGCAAUGGUAAAUACGGGAAGGGCUAUUCUCCAGAGAUCCUGACCCUUCUACGGGUGAGCCAGAGAAUUCAGAGGAUCAGGGUGCAGCUCGACUGGGACAAGGGAAAAGUCAUUUUCACAGACUCAGGCCAUAAUAUUGGUUUACAUGUGUUUAAACACGCAUUCACUGAGAAAGUAUUCCCUUACUUUUAUAAUCACUGUAUGCAACAUCCGUUGAGGAUCAUACCAGUAAAGAAAACUGUGGAAGCACACAUUUAGAGCCAAUACAACUUGAAACUGGUGAAGUUAAGUUGAUAGGCUUACUGUGAUAUCAGUUCAGUUAAUCCAAAGGAGACAGUAGCAUGAGAAGUACAGUACAGCAAUACAACAUUAUGACAUCUCUGCAAUAUUCAAGCCAUCUACAAAAACACUAUUUUAACCAGAAUCAUUGUUGUUGUUUUUUGGAGUAAUGCAUGCUUACAAGUA